AUGGCAAUUGCUUUUAAGGAACAAGAAAGGCUAUUCAGCCUGUGUAAAGAGGUAGGUUCUUCCAAGUAUUUCCACUUAGAGAGGCUGUCAGUGGAAGGGGAUACCUCCAGCAGUACAGGCUACAUAAACCAAACAGCAGAAUUUCUUCUUUUUAAUAAUUUGCUCCUUUCUGUUCUGUUCAAUUCCUGCCAGACCGGUCCUGUUAUUGACAUGCCAGUGCCUGCCAGCUUCAAUGACAUCACUCAGGACCCCCACUUGGAGAACUACAUUGGCUGGGUGUGGUAUGAGAAGGAGGUGCUGCUUCCUCAGCGUUGGCUGCAGGACAACCUCAGCACCAGGGUGGUGCUCCGGUUUGGCAGUGCCCACUACUACUCCAUCGUGUGGGUGAAUGGAGUGCAGGUUGUGGAGCACGAAGGCGGCCACCUCCCUUUUGAAGCAGAUAUAAGCAGGAUUGUCCAGCGCAGCCCAGGGGUUCCCUGCCGCAUCACUGUUGCACUGAACAACACUCUGACGCUGCACACUUUGCCUCCGGGGUCAAUUCAGUACAUGAAUGACAAAACAAGGUAUCCCAAGAACUAUUUUAUACAGAACACCAGGUUUGAUUUCUUUAAUUAUGCUGGAAUCCAUCGCCCGGUUGUGCUUUACACCACACCUUCUGUCUACAUAGAUGAUAUUACUGUGACAACUACUUCAUCAGAGAGUGUUGCAAUGGUGCAAUAUCAGAUAUCGGUAGUUGGCAGCGAACUCUAUUCCUUGUCUCUGAGUUUACGUGAUCAAGACGGGAAAGUGGUUGCUACAGGCAGUGGGCCAGCUGGAGAGUUAAAAGUGCCAAAUCCAAACCUGUGGUGGCCUUAUCUGAUGCACGAGAGCCCUGGAUACCGCUACUUCUUAGAGGUGAGAUUGCAGGCUGAGGCCAGUGGCGUGCCGCAAGAGGACGUCUACACACUGCCGGUUGGCAUCCGCACCGUUCACGUCACCAGCACGCAGUUCCUCAUCAAUGGAAAGCCCUUCUAUUUCCACGGGGUCAACAAGCACGAGGACGCGGAUAUUCGUGGCAAAGGCCUGGACUGGGCGCUGAUUGUGAAGGACUUCAACCUGCUGCGCUGGUUGGGGGCAAACUCCUUCCGCACUAGCCACUACCCCUAUGCUGAGGAGAUCAUGGACCUGUGUGACACCUACGGCAUCGUGGUGAUCGAUGAGUGCCCAGGAGUGGGGAUUAAGAUGCCUGAGAGCUUUGGGAACAAAUCACUACAGCAUCAUCUCGUUGUGAUGGAGGAGCUGAUCCGCAGGGAUAAGAACAGGCCCUCAGUUGUGAUGUGGUCAGUAGCCAACGAGCCAGCAUCAGAUCUGCCCCCAGCUGCUUACUACUUCAAGACACUGAUAGCUCACACUAAAGCUCUGGAUCCCUCUAGACCUGUAACAUUUGUGUCUGAUACUAAUUACGCUCUUGAUCACGGUGCUCCUUACGUGGAUGUAAUCUGUGUGAACAGCUACUUCUCCUGGUACCAUGACUCAGGCCAUCUGGAAGUUAUUCCACUGCAACUUACAGCACAGUUUGAGAACUGGUAUAAAACCUACCAGAAACCCAUUAUCCAGAGUGAAUAUGGAGCUGACUCCAUUCCCGGACUUCACAGUGACCCACCUGCUAUGUUCAGUGAGGAAUAUCAGAAAGCUUUGCUGAAAGAGUACCAUUCUGUUUUUGACAAAAAGAGGAAAGAGUAUGUGAUUGGGGAACUCAUCUGGAAUUUUGCUGAUUUCAUGACUAAUCAAGGGAUCACACGUGUUUUGGGGAACAAGAAAGGAAUAUUUACCCGCCAACGACAGCCCAAGUCAGCCGCAUUUGUUCUGAGAGAAAGAUACUGGAAGAUUGCAAAUGAAUCAAGCUGUCUUCCUCCUAUAAUAAAAUCACAUAUCCACUUUCUAUAACGAAAUGAAAAGGCAUUAACAGCUGGGUACUGUUGAACUUUUUAAUUAAAUUCCUGUUUAAAUAAUA
Molecule: messenger RNA, 1993 nt
Organism: Meleagris gallopavo (turkey)
Lineage: Eukaryota; Metazoa; Chordata; Aves; Galliformes; Phasianidae
Source: RefSeq, a predicted model, not a curated record